AUGUCUUCCCACAACAUGAAGAGAAAAGCGUCGCACAGCGACCCCGGCAACGCUGAUCCUCUCCAUCCCGGCCGCGGCGAUGCCUCGUCCAAGCGGCAGCGCCUCGCCAAGCCCGCGUACGACGUCACCCGAGGCGUGUCCGACGAGCUGCUGCUGCGCAUCUUCUCCUACGCCGACGAGCAGACGCUGCUGCACCUGGCGGCCGUGUCGCGGCAGUUCUACAGAGUCUCGUCUGAUCCGCAGCUGUGGCGCCAGCACUACUACCGCAGGUUCAUCCUGCCGCGCGCCAACCGCAUUCCGGGCCUGAAAGUCGCAAACCGCUCGUACGCCCGCGUCCCCAGCAUACGCGAGGCUCCCGGCCAGGAACAGGAACAGCAACAAAGCCGAGGCCAUGUCUCAGCCUCGGCGUCUGUGGGGGCCGAAUCGGGACCGGGCACCAGCAGCAUCGCCAACCGCAGCAGCACCGACGUAUCGUUGUCUUUGGCUGAAGCUGAAGCAGCCGAGUUUGAAAUCGACUCCAUCAAGCCGCCCUUUAAUCCGGUAGACCCGUCGGGCAAGACACGGGAGGCUUCAGAUGUCGACUGGAAGCAGCAGUACAGGCUGCGGCACAACUGGGCCCGCGGCCUCUGCGAGGUGCGCCACGUCCAGGUCAGCCCUGUCAACUUCUCCUUGACGCCCAUCGAGGAGCGGCGCACCCUGGUCAAGGUCGUGGACGGCCUGGCCGUGACGGUGGACAUGCAGGCCGGACUGCGUGCCUGGGAUUUGCGCACGCAAGAGUCUAUUGCGCAGACAACCACCGAGACCGAUGACGGCAUCUGUCUGGUGCCCACGGCGCUGGCUCUCGAUGGGGGGAGGCUUUCUGCCGAUGUGUUGGACAUUAUGCUCGGCUUCAACGACGGCACCUUUGGCAUCUGGCGCCUGAUUGUCUCUGAGGGGAGGUUGUCUGUCUUGUAUCGCCAGGACAAGAGCUAUGUGGGCAGACUUGUGUCGGUGGCCUACUCGUAUCCUUAUGCCCUGACGGCUGCAGAGCUGGGCUUUAUCUCGCUGUAUUCAUUUGAGCGGCCCAAAGCAGAGCCUGAGGCUGAGCUGGCUUCGGCUGCAGCUGACGCAGGUAGUUUCCCUGUGCUUGUUGAAGAGGCUACACAACAUCAUGACGGCAUUGAAGAUGGCGAUGUAACCGAAGAAGAACAACCAUCCAUCUUCCAGGUGUACAGCGAGGUUGUCAAGAGCAGAACUCUCUCUCACCCCCAAGUUCUCUCAUCGCUCAAGUCUGAUUACUCGCGACAACCUCUCGUCCUGUCUCUCCGCAAGCUCAAGUCGUCGGCUGUUGCCUCCAUCGCCUACUCCUUCGACACUGCUGGUGGCUGGGCCAUCGGCAUCCAGAACUUUGACAUUCGGCCUUCGGGCAGCUCCAAGCCCGAUGUCAUCACCUCUCGCGUUGCCUACACCCUGCCCGCUGAGACUGGCCACUUUGUUACCUCUACCCAAUACCGGCCAAAGUGCCCUACCUGCUCCAACUUUCCAGAUUUGUUCCUGGAUGACGACGAGGGCGGGCCGGCCAAGCUCUGCUACAGCCACCCGUAUCUUCUGGCCACCAUGCAUGACAACACACUUGUGCUCUUUGUCGUCACUGCAACGGAAAAGUCGUUUGCCAUUUCCAAUGCCAUGAAGCUCUAUGGUCAUACUUCGGGUAUUGCAGACGCCGACAUCACCCCAGCGGGCACGGCUGUUAGCGUCAGCGAGCGUGGCGAUGAGAUCCGAGUCUGGGAUCUGGACGGACACCACGAUAGCACGAGUGUUGAAGUUAGGCCUCGAGUGAAUAGGGGCUCUGGCGAUGCUGAAGACGCUGCCUCGACAGAACAUGCCGAGCAUAGGCGGAACUGGGUUGGGACUGAUAACCAGAGGGUGACUGUUCUUCGGCAGACAUCGGACGGGAGAGAGAGCUUGGUCACUUAUGAUUUCACUUGA
Molecule: messenger RNA, 1968 nt
Organism: Trichoderma gamsii
Lineage: Eukaryota; Fungi; Ascomycota; Sordariomycetes; Hypocreales; Hypocreaceae
Exons: 1
Coding region: 1-1968 (655 amino acids)
Biological process (GO): SCF-dependent proteasomal ubiquitin-dependent protein catabolic process
Cellular component (GO): SCF ubiquitin ligase complex
Molecular function (GO): protein binding
Source: RefSeq, a predicted model, not a curated record